AUGAUAAGUAUUGAGGUAGGGGUUUUUAAAUUUUUCUGAAUGUGAGCAUAUUUUUUUUUCACUGUAGUAACAAGUAUUGUAUAUGGAAUUCAUUCCUUUUUUUGGUAUUAAAAAAAUUCCACAACUUUUCUCAACUUUUAAUGACCUUCUCAUGGAAAGAAAUGAAGGAAUUCUUGUUAAUUCAUCCUUGAUUCCUCAUUCUUUAUUUCAGGUCACAUAUAUAAUAUUCCGAUUCACAUUUUUUGGCUUCAACUCAAGUUGGUUUUCAUGGGUAAGGUCUUACUGCUUCUACAAUCAUUGUUCUUAGUGAUAUGAAAUAUUUCUGUUCUUUAUUUGAUGGUGGUAUCAAGAGUUUAAAUAAAACAAAACCUGAAUUUUUGUUUUGUGAUUGGUUACGAUCUAGCUGGCUUUUGCCAGGUCAUUGUACAAAAGCCUUUCUCUAAGGUAGUGUAAGCUCUUUAAACCCUAAGAAUGACCAGAUCUAAUUUCUCCUAACAGUAAAACUGCUGAAACAUUCAUUAAAAUCAUGAGAAUGAAGGAAAUGAUCAACUUAAGAAGUUUUGAUUGUUAAACAAAUUCUCCCAUUCAGUAUCAAACAAAAAAAUUGGAGAAAAGUAUGGAGAAUGUUGAUACUGAUGUUAGGGUGCAAAGGUUUAAAGGGUAUUUGCAAUUCAUGUAGGAGGAACUGGAAAAACUCUGGCCAUAAUAACUUUUUGAAGUUCUGCAUUUUGCCUUUUGCACCAAGGUCCUCCUGGUGCUUGCCACAGCACUUUAUAGUGGAUGUUACAAGUUUAUGGCUUCAAUGGCAAAACCUACAUAUUCCUCAUCUGGAAAUCUUAUAGACGGAGGAAUGGAUCUUAAUCAGGAGUCAGGAACUGCAGAGUAUGUACUUUUAAGCUAUAAAUGCUGAACAGUGAGAUAAGUUCCCUUAAGUUAGUGUACACCUAAGUUGUUCAAAAGAUGGAUGAUCACUUUCCAAUACAUUCCUGUUAGCACUUAAACCCUAAAGGUGACCAGCAUCUAAUUUCUCCUAACAUUCAUUCAUGAAGACUUUGAUAUUAAAGGAAAUGAUCAUCAACCAAUGCAGCUUUGAUUGUUAAACCAAUACUCCUUGAUAGUGCUAGGGGAGAUGAUUAGAGAGGAGUAUGGAGAAGAGGGAUUUUGAUGUUCGGGUGUACAGGGUUAAAAUGCAUCUGGUCUUACAGAGCCAUAGGCAAGAAAAACCUUCAGCAGUACCAAUGUCAGAGAAACCUCUUUAGUGUAUGGUUUGCUAUGUGAAUGAAACUUAUACAAUUUUGUUUGCUUAGAUUUACUGUUUGAUAGCUGUCUAAAACCUGGAAGAGGAACUCUUUUACUAAGGGUAGUUCAUUGGUUCACCUCACACUGGCUGUAGCUCAGACAUACUUUGGUAUCAUCUGGAGAGUGAUUUGUCUGAAUGAUAACAAAAUUUAUUAUACAACUAAGGCAUUAACAAAAAACAACAAAUGUGAAAAAAUACUGUAUUUUUUCACACAUGAUUGAUAUCUCCAAUCAGCUGCUGACAGGUCACUCGCCUUUAGCGCCACUCUGUCAGGUUGAUGAAGGAACUUUUUUCUAUUUAACCAUCCACCAUGAGUGUUUAGUAAUAUCUGUAGAUCAAAGCUCUAAGGUAUUCAAUGUCUUACGAAUGCCUGGUUUUGUUCUUACCACAAUCUACUGACAUCUUUGAUAUAUUUCUGAAUAGUGAACAGCAACUAGAAUAUAUUGGUGUUGUUUUAAGUAAGAGACAGGGAAAUUGCUAUUAAAUGAUGAUGUCAUAUUUGUACAUAUCCUGUUAUGGAAAGAUAAGAACAAAAAAAAUUCUAAGAACUGAAAUGUAUAUAUAAUUCAACAACUCAUCGGUAGUGAGCAUAAUAUACAUGGUCUUCUGUGAUAAAGACUUGGUAAAAAUAACCUAAAAGUAUUUAUUAUUUACAAUGGACUAUAAUAAAGAAUAUAAGACCCCUCCCAGUUUAUUAUUGUACUAAUACCAUAUUUUGAAAUUUCAUGUAAACACUAAAAUCUAAUUGAUGUUAUUUUGUCAUUUAUUUGUCACAGACAUGUUAAGGACCUCAUAAUAUUAACAGUGAUAGUUCAGGGACUUGGAAUAUUUACAGACUACAUGUGGCUGUUUUGGCUCCUGGUGAGGGCAUUUCUGUUAUUUUGUUAUCAGCUUUUGAGAAUCCCCGCAGCAGCAUUUACAAAAAGAUUUUCAGGAUUGCUCUUUGGGUUUUACAAGCAUUGGCCUGCUAGUAUGUGUGCUGUACUCUGAAUGGAGGUGAAAGAUGUGGUGGUGUGAUGAUUAGGGCUCUGGAAAUUGGGUCAAGAUGUCUGGGUUCAGGACCUGGAUGGGUCAUUGUGUUGUGUUCUUGGGAAAAGCAUUCUCAAAGUGCCUCUCUCUCUCCACCCAGGUGUAUAAAUGGGUAAAGGAAGAGUCAAGAAAGCCCAAUUAAAUGCUGGGGGGUAACCUUGCAAUGGAUUGGCAUCCCAUCCCCAGUGCUUCAGUUUGCCACUAAUGUACCUUUCUGUUCCAAUUCUUCAUUAAAAAUGAAGGAAACCAAAUGGGCACAGUGUCAGGAAAGCCUAAUGAAAUGCUGGGGGGUACAGACUUCAUCUACCCACCUUUUAUUCUGAGUGGAGAGAAUUGGGUUUCAACCCUGGUUGGGCCAUGGUGACCUUGGGCAAGAAACUUUACUCUCACCAUACCUUUUUUCACCCAGUGUUAUAAAAGAGUAGUGGUUGACUUCUGGGGAAACGGGGGGUUUGGUAAUCUUUGAUAAACUGGCCUCUUUCUCAGGGGUAGUACUUAGUUCUUAGUGCUUUAGAAACUGAGAAUAGACACCAACAUUUAAUAGCUAGCUGGAUUUAGGACUUGAGCCCACUAACGCGUUCUUUGGGUUUCGUUUCAGGUGCCCUGUAGAGCUAUCUACUUGUUAUGGGUUUAUAUUCUAGGACCUUGGUUCUUUGCUCAACCCGAGGAAACAGAAGUGGAUCUAAAGAAACAGAAGAAAAUGGAAAGGAAAAUGAAAAGAGCAGGAAUGAUGUAGCAUAUGAGCGCCUGUACAGUUUGAACAAUCAACUUAAGUACUUCUGAUUGACGUGAGAAGGGAACUAGCAACCCCGGAAACCAGAAAGACAACUCGUGAUAGGAGCACAAGAGGGGUGGGGUGGAGAUAAGAACCACCACCUGUCCUCACCCCUAGUGCUUCAGUUUGCCACUAAUGUACCUCUCUGU
Messenger RNA from Pocillopora meandrina, 3253 nucleotides. NCBI's taxonomy places the organism in Eukaryota, Metazoa, Cnidaria, Anthozoa, Scleractinia, Pocilloporidae. The record is from the annotation of a GenBank genome assembly.